CGCCCCAGAAUCGGACCCAAGGCGGGCAGGGAACGCAGGUGUGGGGAGGGGAUGGGCCAGGGGAUAGAACCCAGGAGUCCGGGAGACAGAGACGCGGGAGGGGGGGUGCUGUCCCCUGCCUGGGACCGAGCUAUAAAGGGAUCGCACCCCUGAAUGUUACAGCGGAUGGGACCCAGGCAUCCGUGAGGCUGCAUACCCACUGCCUGGAGAUGUCAGAUGACCCCCCGUGGAUAACCCAGGCGACCGGAGGCUCAGUGUUGGGGGUGACCAUCCCCCCUUCCCGGAUGUAUAACUUGAUUAGACAGCACGGACUGCACCCAACCCCCGGCGGAUAGAACCCAGGCAUCCGGCGAGUCCUCCAGAGUGGAUCUAGCUCUCGCCCGGAUACUGGAUUGAAAACGGAUUGCACCCCCGCACCCUUUGACGGGGAACAGAACCCAGGCGUCCGGGGAGCGGAGGGGGUGCCCUAGGGAGUGUAUGUAACCUCCUGCCUGGAGCGAUAACUGGACUGGACAACACGGAUUGCACCCCAGGUGGAUAGAACCCAGGCGUCCGGGCGGGGGGCACAGGAGGUGCCCCCAGAGUGUACAUGCCCGCCCCCCCCGAUAUAUAACCGGAUUGGACAAUAUCGAUUGCAUCCCCCACGCCGCCGGCGGAGAGAACCCAGGCGUCCGGCGAUGCGGGGGGUGGGGGGUGUCUGUGCUGGUGCUGCAGGGGGCUGCUAGCCGUGGAGGGCGCUCGGAUCUAGCCGCACACGCGUAUCCCGUUCAUGCCACCGCCAGCCAGGCACAAGUUAAGCCGCGCCGCAGCGGAAAGGAGCCGCCGGGGGAGAGAGGGGCCUGCUGGCCCCCCGGGGCAGGGGGACGGCUGGGAUGGGGGGCCCCUUCGGCCGGGGUGACCCCGGUCCCCGGGCGUGAGCAGCCCCGCAAGGACGCGCGGAGGCGGCGUGGGGGGAAUCGCAGUCCCGGGGAUGAGCCAGGGCGCGGGUGGGGGGCCCGGAGACGGGAGACGUGGCCCCCCCUAGAGACAGAGCGCAAGGCACUGCCCACCCACCAACCAUGGCUUGCCUGCUGCUGGUGCUGCUUCUGAUGGUAGGGACCCUGAUGUCCUGGGCUGCCUCCUGCCCCUUCCACUGUGUGUGCCAGAACCUCUCUGAGUCACUGAGCACCCUGUGUGCCAACAAGGGCCUGCUCUUCAUCCCAGCCAACAUUGACCGGCGCACAGUGGAGCUGCGCCUGGCCGACAACUACAUCCGCGUGCUGGAGCCCCAGGACUUCCUCAACAUGAGCGGCCUGGUGGACUUGACCCUCUCCCGCAACACCAUCGACAGCAUCCGGCCCUUCGCCUUUGGUGACCUGGAGAGCCUGCGUUCCCUGCACCUGGACAGCAACCGGCUGAUGGAGAUCGGCGAGGAGGCCCUGCGCGGGAUGCUCAACCUGCAGCACCUCAUCCUCAACAACAACCAGCUGGUGAGCAUCUCGGCCGCCGCCUUUGAUGACUUCCUGCUGACGCUGGAGGACCUGGACCUGUCCUACAACAACCUGCGCCACGUCCCCUGGGAGGGCAUCCAAGGCAUGAUCUACCUGCACACCCUCAACCUGGACCACAACCUCAUCGACUCCAUCAUGGAAGGCACAUUCUCCGAGCUCUACAAGCUGUCCCGCUUGGACAUGACCUCCAACCGGUUGUACACCCUGCCCCCGGACCCGCUCUUCGCCCGCUCCCAGAUGGGCGUCAUCAGUCCCACCCCCUACACUGCCACCAUUGUGCUGAGCUUUGGGGGCAACCCCCUACAUUGCAACUGUGAGCUGCUGUGGCUGCGGCGGCUGGCCCGGGAGGACGACAUGGAGACAUGUGCCUCGCCGCCCCAUGUGGCCGGCCGCUACUUCUGGUCGGUGCCUGAGGAGGAGUUCACCUGCGAGCCGCCCCUCAUCACCCGCCACACGCACAAGCUGUGGGUGCUGGAGGGCCAGCGGGCCACCCUGAAGUGCCGCGCCAUCGGGGACCCCGAGCCAGUGAUCCACUGGGUGUCACCGGAUGACAAGAUCAUCUCCAAUUCCUCCCGGACCAUCUCCUUCCGCAAUGGCACCUUAGAUGUGCUGGUAACCACAGUCCGGGAUGACGGCUCCUACACCUGCAUCGCCAUCAAUGCAGCGGGUGAGUCCACAGCCCUGGUGGACCUCAAGAUUAUCCCUUUGCCCCAUCGGGGCAAUGGGAGCAGUGGCCCGGUGCCACACCACGACCCGGGCUCCUCUGACAUUGCCACCAAGACAGCGGCCAACACCAGUGACUUGGGGGUGGAGGAGAGGAGCGUGGAGGUAUCCGAUGUGACAGCUGACUCGGCCUUGGUGCGCUGGGCUGUAGACAAGUCGGCCCACACUGCCUGGAUGUACCAGAUCCAGUACAACUGCACCGUGGAUGACACUCUGAUCUACAGGAUCAUCCCGGCCAGCAGCCACCACUUCGUGCUGAAGCACCUGGUCCAAGGCGUGGACUACAAUCUGUGUGUCCUGGCCAUCUUCGACGACGUGGCCACCUCUCUGGCUGCAACGCGCCUGCUGGGCUGUGCCCAGUUCUCCACGCAGGAGGCGUACCCAGACUGCCACUCGCUCCACGCCCACUUCCUGGGGGGCACUCUGACGGUCAUUGUGGGGGGCAUUAUCGUGGUGACCCUGCUGGUUUUCACUGUGGUCAUGAUGGUGAAGUAUAAGAUCUGUGGCAGCGUCCACUCUGGCAUGCCCAAAGUCUCCAACAUGUACUCACAGACCAACGGCGGGCAGCCGGGGGUGCCCAACGGGAUGCUGCUGCAGAGGGGGCGUGGGCCGAAGGCGCAGCGCCGGAGGGCGAGGGGCAAGCCCGCCCGGCAGGAGGCACCAGAGCGCAGGACGGCAGAGGGGGUGGUGGCGUGCCAGGGGGACCCGCCGGACCUGGGGACCUCCAAAGCCAAGCGGAGCUGCUCGUUGGACAUGGGGGAGAUCUCCGCCAGCGCCUGCUAUGGUUAUGCCAAGCGCCUGAGCAUCAUGUGGACUAAGCGCAGCCAGUCAGUGCACGGGAUGCUGGCCAGCUGCGCGGCUGAGGGGGAGGGCAAGAGGGGCGGGGCUUUCGCCAGCGCGGAGGAGCUGGAGGAGAGCGUGGUAUGACCCUGGUGGGCGGGAGCUCACCGCACUGGAGCAGCCGGCUGAACGCCGGGGAGGGGACAGCUGAGCCGGGCGAGGAGGGCCUCAGAGCUGACACGGUGACACUCCACUGGAUGUGGUGACAGCUGACUGGACAUGGCAAUGCGCAAACCACCCCGGCAGCCACCUCUCUGAGCCGGUGACACUCCAGCCAAUGUGGCAAACUCACAUCCGACCCGGCAACACUUGAGCCAGUGCGGUGACCCCUGAUCUGACGCAGUGACCCCAGGUCUGACACCACCAGGCCAGGGCCAGCAUAGCAGCACCUUCUCUGACGCUGGAUUUUCCCCAGAGAGAGUGCCCAGUUGGCGAGACACAGAACCCCACAUGGCUGAGCGUGGGUUUGGGUUUUGCCAUUGGACUUGGUUUGACUCGACAUCAGGGGCAGGGAAUGUCUGGAAACCCCUGGCUCUUCCUGCUGGCACCCCCACCUUGAUGCAUAUGGUGUGAGACACACAGACUGGAAAAGGAGAGUUAGGGGGGGAAUCGGUACUGGAUCAGAGAAGGGGGGCCUGGACAGGCUAUCAGUACCAGAUCAGAGAGGGGGUGGGCUUGGAUGGGAGACUGUUACUAGAACGGAGAAGGGGGGUCCUUUACAGGGAAUGGGCCCCAGAUCCGAGACGGGGUGCCUGGACAAGGAGUAGGCUCUGGAUUGAAGAGGGGCCCGGAUGGGGGAUGGGCCCUGGAUGAGAGAGGGGCCUGGAUGGGGGAUGGGCCAGGGGUCCUGGAUAGGAGAAGGGCCUGGAUGGGGGAUGGGCUCUGGAUUGAAGAGGGGGAUGGGCCCUGGAUAGGAGAGGGGCCUGGAUGGGGAAUGAGCGCUGGAUUGGAGAGGGGCCUGGAUGGGGGAUGGGCCCUGAAUCAGAGAGGGGGAUGGGCCUUGGAUUGGAGAGGGGGCCCGAAGGAGAAUAAAAAGUGGAUCACAGAGUGUGCACCUGGAUGGGGAAUUGGUACUGGGCUGGGGGCUGGACAGGAAAUCAGUGCCAGACUGGACGGGGAAUCGGUACCAAGUAUUUUAUGUUUUGGUUUUGUUUUUAAAAUCAUUUGCCUAAAUAAAUAAGUAAACCUGA
Messenger RNA from Malaclemys terrapin pileata, 4243 nucleotides. It is a transcript of the gene LRFN4, whose product is annotated as leucine rich repeat and fibronectin type III domain containing 4. The record is from RefSeq and is a predicted model, not a curated record. The transcript is spliced from 3 exons. NCBI's taxonomy places the organism in Eukaryota, Metazoa, Chordata, Testudines, Emydidae. Bases 1059 to 3140 code for a protein of 693 amino acids. Gene Ontology annotation, molecular function: protein binding.